GUUCUUCCUUCCAUCUCUGUCUUUCAGGUGUUCAUGUUGUCCAGAAGAUGUACGGCUGUGAGUGGGAUGAUGAGACUCAAAAGGUUACUGGUUAUCGACAGCAUGGCUAUGAUGGAGAAGACUGGCUAAUAUGGAGCACGGAGUCAAACACAUGGAUUGCUCCAAAACAACAGGCUGUACUUACUACAAACAAAUGGAACAAUGACAGAGGUUGGCUGGAAUCUAACAAGAACUACCUCAACCAGAUUUGUCCUGAGUGGGUGAAGAAGUAUGUUGACUAUGGGAGAAGCUCUCUGAUGAGAACAGUGCGUCCCUCAGUGUCUCUCCUCCAGAAGUCGUCCUCCUCUCCAAUCAGCUGCUUCGCUACAGGUUUCUACCCCAACAGAGCUGAAAUGUUCUGGAGGAAAGAUGGAGAGGAGAUUCAUGAUGGUGUGGAGAAAGGAGAGAUCGUCCCCAACAAUGAUGGGACCUUCCAGAUGAGCGUUCACAUCGAUCUGUCAUCUGUUCCAACUGGAGACUGGAACAAGUAUGAAUGUGUGUUUCAGCUCUCUGGAGACAAGGAAGACGUGACCCAUAGACUGGAGAAAACAAGAAUCUUGACCAAUGAAUCAAAUAUCAGCAUUGUGAUCAUCCCUGUUGUUGCUGCUGUGGCUGUUCUUGGUCUCAUUGCUGUGAUUGGAUUCAUUGUUUACAAGAAGAAGAACGCCAAACGUCCACCUUCUCCUGUGGACGGUCAGCCUCCAGAGGAAACCCAGUUUCUGCCACAAGCAUGAAAAAGCAGAAACAGACAAAUGCAAACAAGUUCAUCAGUUUGCACUGACCAAUAAAUGGCACAACUUUCUCUUUUUCUGGCUAAAUUGUAUUUCAUGUAAUAUUGGACAUUAUACAUGAACUCACUCAAAUGCUGUUAAAUCAAA
This is a messenger RNA of Poecilia latipinna (sailfin molly), 917 nucleotides long. Its product is annotated as HLA class I histocompatibility antigen, A-30 alpha chain-like. Lineage: Eukaryota; Metazoa; Chordata; Actinopteri; Cyprinodontiformes; Poeciliidae. The transcript has 6 exons. Bases 48 to 773 code for a protein of 241 amino acids. Gene Ontology annotation, biological process: immune response. The record is from RefSeq and is a predicted model, not a curated record. Gene Ontology annotation, cellular component: external side of plasma membrane.